UUUCUAUUAUGUUAUUUGACGAUUCGUGAGCGACGCUGGGUUGCUGACGCUCACUUCGAGCUGCUUUGAGCGGCUAGAUGUGAAGUGAUGUGGGUUGGACGUGGGUAUUUUAUAUUUUGAGAAAAGUGAAUUUUUACCGGAAUGUCAUGUUAAUUGUUAGAUGAUUAUCAGUUAACUUAAUUACUGAGAUUUUAAUAGGAAUAUUGUUGCAAAAACUAAACAAAAAUGGAUAUCGUAAAUUGCUUUUCUCAUCUUCAACUUCGUCUUUUAGGGGAAGAAUGGGUGCAACAAGUUUGGGACAGUGAUUUUGCAGAAUUCGAUGAACUUCCCAACGAAUAUGAAGAAUUUGUUAUGGAAAAUGAUGUUGUAAAUGCGUUAGAAAUGAUUGUUAAACUGCUAAGAGUUUCUGUUGGGAGAAAUGAUGAGUUUUUAGACUCUGCUGGACCUAGCGAAGAUAGCAUUACAGUUUCAUGGGAGUUACUAGUUGAAAAUAAAGUAGAACACAGACAUUUAAUCUCUCUUUUGGGAUAUUUUAUUGCUAAUGGUCAGGACAAACCUGAAGAUAUGAAGGCGAUGGAAUUGUGUUUUAAAUCGUGUAGUUUGUAUUUUUUAUUGUUGACCAUUCCGGGAUGUGAUGCCUUUUUUGUAUUUCAACCUAGCAUAUAUGAGAAGGGUCUAAAGACUCUUAAUGUCUGCAGUAAGUUAAACGAGACAAAGCCAAGCAAACCACCUAGAGGACGUAAAAAAACAAAUAAUGAAGAUGAUGAUGAAGCUGGUGAAGGGGAUGAAGAAGGUAAUGAUGUGUCAUUUUUGAGUCUAACUGUUCAGGCAAAAAUGAAUAUUAGGAAAAAUCUGAAUGUUAUUUUGAAAGAUAUGUCACUCAUGAUGAAGAAAUAUCCUCUAAAAACUGAAGAUACCUUGGAGAAGACACUUACUCAACUAAUUUCUCAUACUAGACUUGUCAGCAAUGUGCAAACAUUUGAUUUUGAUACCUUUAAAAUUAAUGGUGACAUUUCAUCUAUUGUAAGCAAUUCUUACAAUCUUUUGAAAGCUUUGUGUUCACCUUUGCAUGGAAAAACAGAAGGAACUGUCAAACUUAUUUUAUAUCACCUUUUGCCCAAUAUUCUUAUGGCAGGAGAUUUUGUCAGAGAUAUAACAAUGGGAAAUCUUAACCUAAUACGCCUUCAAACAGAAAAAUUUGUUUUACAUUUACUUAAGAGUCUAGUAGAAGAAAGCUACCAAGGAAUUUGUUUAUUUGUGCAACACCUUUGUGCCAGAGUCACUGACAGAGCAGAUUUCCGAUUGAAAGUUUCACAAAGUAUUGUUUCUUUGUUGAAAGCUCUUCCUUCUGAACCAUAUUUUAAUACCAUAAAAUGGGUGUUAAGAUUUGCUCAUGAUGUGAAAGCAUCUCAUAGACUAUUUGCAGUGGAAGUUAUUUCCAAACUUUUGUAUGAAGAGGAGAGACCAAACGAUAUCCCUGGAAGAGAUUCUCUUACACCUCACCGUGUAUCUCCUGAACGUGAAGAAGAUAAUGAAGAUGUGGCAGAAGAGUUGGAUCCAGUAAUGAAUAAUUCACAGCAGCAAGAAAGAGAUGUUGCUUCUCACAAGUACUUGUUAGGAGUUUUAUUUAGUCGUUGCCAUGAUCAGUCUGGUACUGUAAGGACAAAAGCAUUGUCAACAUUGACAGAUUGUUUGCAAUCUAAUAACAAAUUAAUUGUGGAGUUAAUGAAAGAAAUAUUUGUGAUACCUUAUGAAGAUAAUGAUCUAAUUCAAAACGACAGUAUUGUGGAAAGAGGAUUUCUAAAUACAAAGAUAUUUUUGGAUUCGUUAGAUAAACCUCAACAUUUACAAGCAGAUCCUCUUCCUGGGGGAAAAGCUGUUGUGAAAGAAAUGUUGAAACUUGUAGAAGAUGAUAAAGUUUUUGUUCGGAAAUCUGCUUUUAGUUUUCUUGAGAAUGUUAUAAAACUGAACCGUAAAUGGUUGACAGAUAAAUUGCUAAAGGUAAUGUGUGAUCAUGUACGUGAUCCAGCUCUUCUUAUUAAAAAACAGUUGAUCCAGUCGCUUACAGAUUUAGUGUUAAAAUACCCAGAUGAUGCUCACCUUGCAAAAUAUUACAUAGAAGCUGUUCUUCCUCAAAUUUCUCAUCCUGAAGUAAAAGUUCAAGAGAAAGUUCUUGAAUCUCUGGAGAACACUAUUCUUCAUAAACUUGUGCCUUUCAAAAACUUGGGCUCGGAAGCAUCAUACUUGCCUUGGAAAUUGUUUGAAGUGAUUAUUGAUCUGAAGAAAAAGAAAUUUUUUCAAAUUGUAUGUUCGCUGUGGGCCAAAGAUAAGACAUUUCCGAAGAAUUUAAUAUCUUUGAUUCAGACUCACAUUGAAACACAACAUAAUGUGGCAGCUUGGUUAUUUCUUUCAUGUGUAGCCCCAUAUAUUCCACUCAAGGACCCAAAUUUUGUGGUGGACUACUAUCGAGAGAAUCUCACAAAUUCUGAGAAGACCACAAGAUAUGCUGUUGUGAAAGCUUUAGAUGUACUGGGCACUGCCUGGAAAUAUUUACCCAAAGGACAACAAGAUAGCAUAUGCACAGAGCUUCUGCUAUCAGUAGAACACAUGCGUCUUAGUACUACUCUCAUUGGGCCAGUUUUAGAUGUUGUACUUCUCAUAACAUUGGGCCAAGCUUCCAGUGUGAAGGAGGGCCAAGAAUCAGUGAUGGUGUGGUCUAAAAGAAUUCUGGAGAAAACAGAAGAAUAUUUUCAACAACAUUCACCUUGCAGAAAUGAUAAUACAAGAGUAAAUAUGGAAGAGUUCAUGAGAAAUUUGGUAACGCUGGGAGAUGUGUCACAGCUUUGUCCUGGGAAAGUUCCUAUAAAUGUUGCCAUCAUUUUGACAGGAAUUCUCUUUCCGGAGAAACUUCAUGAUCCAGUUAAAUGGUCAGUUCCGGGACUGCAGGCAUUAACAGUUGUUACCCUGGGCAAAAUGUGCCUACAGAAUGAAACUUUGGCAAAACGUAUUAUACCAGCUUUGGGGCUACUUCUGGCUGAAUCAAAACACGAAGCUGUAAAAGUUAAUGUAAUAUACACUUUAUCAGAUAUGUGUAUCAGGUUUACAGCCAUUGUUGAACCACUUCUACCUGAAAUGUGCGUUUGCUUGAAAGACAGCAAUGACAUUGUGCGGCAUCAUACCGUGACAGUCUUUGUGCGACUAUUGCAGCAAGAUUUCUUGAAAUUGAGAGGGGCACUUUUAUUCCAUAUGAUGUCCAUGUUGGUUGACCCAAUGCAAAAUAUUGCACAGUUAGCUAACUAUUUUAUGACUCAGUGUGUGGUUACACGAAACAAGAGUAUCAUGUAUCAGAAUAUUGUUGAAAGUAUUUUCUAUUACAAUAAAUACGAGAAUCAUCCAGUCUACUCAAAAGUCAAACUAUCUGCUCAAGAGGCUCAUCUUUUUAAUUUGGCCGGUGCAGAAAAUGAAGCUAAAAGACAAACUUUGUACCGCUUUAUGUGUGAACAUAUGUCUGAUGAACAUAGGAUGCAGGCAGUUCAUAAAAUUUGUGUAGAUAUUUUAGGUGGUGUCUCCAAUGAGACUGUCUCCUUGGAUGAAAAGGGUGAAAGCGUAUUGCAUGAUGCAUUCUUUGUGUUGUCUUGUGAAGAAAUUUGUCUCCAUUCUUUAAGAACACAGUCUGAAGAAGAACCAGCUACUGAUGAUGCAGAAAGAGUGACUGCUGCUGUAAAUACAGCAAAGAAAAAUAUUAUUUCACAGUGUGUUAAAAAGCAAGUUGUAGAAAUUAUAAUACCAAUAAUUGUUCAGCUAAAAGGAAAAUUACAAGCAAUAAUGUCACCUUUACUCACAAAUCUUAUGAGCUAUCUAAGAGGCUUAUUGAAAGAUUACAAGAAUGAGAUUGAAGAGAUAUUUGCUGAGGAUAAAACCAUGGCAGAAGAGAUCCUCUUUGACAUGAAGAGAUUUGAGGAGGAGGAAAAGAACCGUGCCCAGUCUCAAGACUCUGAUGAGGAGGAUGGCGGUGAGGUGGAUCACAUGCGCCCACUGCUGGUUGAGCUGGCCACUAAUCAUCUCCGUAAGUCCAUUCGGCAUGGGGAUCCCCAAAACAGUACUCAAACGCAGGGCACCGGUUCACCUGGUACCAAUGAUCCAGCAUCAACAAUGGUAUCAGAUGGUAAAUCUAGUACCAAUAAUUCACCAUCUGAAACCAAAGAAAGUAGUGAAUCUCCUCAAACAGAAAGCAAUUCCCAGCUAGUUGAAAGUCCACCAGAGAAUGAACACCCUUCUGGUCGCACUAGGCGCUGCAGCACAACUAGAAGUAAUGUAGACAGUAUAAGAUCAAGAUCUUGUACGCCAACUAAACGGUCUGCUUCUAGAAAUUUACAGAACCAUAGCCAUGGUGAGCCGAAUGAUGCUUCACCUGUUGGGGAAGCAAGUUCAACACCAGUAAGCUCCCCAAACAAAAGCGUAACUGGUUCCGAGACUUCGAGAAGGCAGAGUUCAAGGCAAAUGAGCACAGACUCUAACCUAGAAACACCAGCAUCAGAAAACAAUGCAAGAGCUAGAUCUCGCACACCAAACCGUCAGAAUGCUACCAGGGAUUCUCAGAAGCGCAGCUUUGAUGAAGCGUUACUGAAUUGUGACACCUCUUUUAGAAAUUCAGAUACACCAACUACAAGCUCUAGGAGUAGGACUACAAGUGGUUCCGAAUCUUCAAGAAGACGGAGUUGUAGGUCUAUGAGCACUGAUUCUAACCCAGAGUCUUCAUCCACUCUCACCCAUGUGAAAACAGAACAAGUAAAUGGAACUGAUGCAGUGAAUGGGGAAUCUAGAAAACCUAAGCAGAGGAAUAAAAGGAUCGCAUCCAGGAGAACAACUGGGGAAUCAUCUCCUUAAAUUCAAAUUCACAUUUCAGUGUUGUUUUGAGGAAAUAAAUGAUAAUGAAAUCAAGAAAACAAAUUGUGGGGCAUGUGAAUGCCAUGUUUUGUAAUGUCUGUGUCUUUGUCUGCUUUGCAGAAUUUUUAAUGAAUUUGUAACGGUAUAGAAUUGUUUACUUAACAGUAUUUUAUUAAUAUUUUCAUACUUACAAAAUUGAAAUAUAUGAUAUUGAAGUCAUAUGUAAAAGUAAUUAUAGAAAAAGGAGACAAAAUUUCUGCUGAUAUUUGGUUACUAAUUAAACCACGAUAGAAAGAGUAUAGAGGUAUCAAAAGAAAAGAAGUAAAGAAAAAUGCAUUAAGUAAUGCAUGUCAUUAAAAAAAAUGAAAGUUUUACAAGAAAAAGUACAAAUUAAAUAACUGAAAGCAAUUCUGUACUGAAUUAUCUUCAUUUCGUUUUCAUUUAUCUUUGUAAAUAUAUUGUGUUCCCUUUUAAUUUAGAGAACUUUUAUGUAAAUGUUAAAAAAGAAUUGUGAAAUAUAUUGUAUCAUAGAUGAUUUGAUAUGUCCAGUGUUACACGGAAUAAUUUAAAUAUUUAAAAAUAUUCUGUAAGUCCCAUGUGCAUGAUAUACUUUAUCUGGGGUGCCCAACAACUUACUGAUAAAUUUCUUCUUUUCGCCAUAAUGAAGAUCAUAAUGUACAAUUGUCCUUGAGAAUUAGUGGAAUGAUACAAUUUGCAAUUUAAAAAAUUUCAGUCACAUCAAUCAAUUCUUUAUCUAGUUUUCAAAUUGUUUAUUUUAAUAUGCUAUAAGUGACUCGGGAAAUUCAUUUCAGAUCAUAAAAUAAAUAGAUAUUUAUUGACAAGAGUAUGAUUUGGAGUCUAGAUGUUAUGUCAAAUGAAAACAAAGGCUUCCAUGGUGAGUAGAUUCUAGGUUGCCAGGGAGAUACAGACACUUGCCAAAAUGUUGUUAAUCAUAUUGUGACCUUCCUCAAAAUGAAAUGCAUAGAGGUGGCCUGUGCUUACGAGAGUUGAUCGUUCUACCAACUGGCAGCUUGGUGGAAUGAGAUCUUCUAGGUAAACCUCUGCAUGGUCCACCUCUGCACAUUUCAUACCAAGGAAAGUCUCAAUAUGACCUGAAAUAUUUAAAAGUGGAUUUAGGCUGUGACAUCCCCUGCACAGCCAUGAAUCUUCAGCUGUUAUGCCAUCCGAGGCUGAUGUUUAUUUUCCAAACUUUUUAAAAUUUUAUGAAUAUUUAUUUUAAAUUUGAACGAUAUUUCCUGUUGUGAUGGGACUUAACAGAUAUAAUUGUGCAGACAACUCUGAAUGUUCAGAUAAAUGUAAAAUUUUGCCUGUGUGUAGGUAUCUUUUGUGGAAUAGUUUACGUUAAGUUUUUUUUUACUUUUACAAAUUGGAACAGUUCAUCUGAUGACUCGUUUCAUAAGUACUCCCUUAGUAGUUUUAACUUGUUUAUAUUCAUGUUUCGUGUUUUAAUGAAUAUACAGUAAAUGUUUUACUGUUCAUGAAUGUAUUUAAAAUUUAUUAUUGUGAAUUGUUGUGAUUGUAUGAAAACAAAUUUAUGCAAUUCUAAAAUGUGUUAAUGUCAUAUGGAUGUUCAUUGUGGAAAUUUAAAUCUUGUGGAUGUUAAAAGAAAUUCAAUGUAGGAUAGUCACGAUGAUUGAAUGUAUUUUAACUAUGUAUGUAACAGUUGUACUAUUCAAAGUGAGAGUUGUGUAGUAUUCAAAAUAUAUUACGCUGAAUUCAAUGAUUUCUUUGAAUGUAAGAUGAAGUAAACAAAAUUAUUGUUUUGAAUGUAAGAUGAAGUUAGUAAACAAAAAUUGUUGACAAAAUAUGUGCAAUUUCUGGGUUACUUUGUGUGCUUAAUAUUUAAAAUUACUUUUCCUUCUGGUCCUUGACUAAAUUUUUGGGUAUUGCUCUCUGAGAAUGAUACAUUUUUCACUGAUUCAUGUCAGAAGUUGGAUGCUGUUUGAUGAUGGUAGUCACAUGGGUAGGACUUGCAUCUUUGGAAAAUCUCCUUUAAAGUUACCAAUAGUGCUGGUCAUUUUUGUUAGCUUUCAAGUUGUGUACUCGUCAUAAUAUUAUUACAUUAAAAUAUCAAAAUUAAAUCAUUAAAAUUUAAUUGUUUCAAGUACCAUAAAUGCACAAAUGGAUAUAUUCAUGUGCUUGUGGACACAACAGUAAUACAGCAAAGUCUAAGCCGGAAUCAAUCAGGAAAAAAAAGUUUGGGUUUAGGGAGGUUUCAGUUGUAUGCAGAGUUGUCCAUUUAACAACACUUGUGAUGUUGAUAUUCCUGUUCUGAAACUAGAAAAUUAAUGUAAGUAAAGAAGUAAUUAAAGUAAAGUAAAUAUUAUAUGAUUUUAUUAUGAUUAUUAAAAUAGAUUUACAUAUAAUGCAUUUACGGAAGAAAUCGUCAAUAAAUGAAAAUUAAACAUUCUUCACUGACAGCUUUUGAGCGUCCCUUACUUCCACCUUUUCAUCUAAUGUUAGAGAAUGCCAGAGUUUUAUAGUUUUCACACUGUUAAGCUGGUCGUGAAACUCA
Gryllus bimaculatus (two-spotted cricket) is the source of this 7423-nucleotide messenger RNA. The record is from the annotation of a GenBank genome assembly. NCBI's taxonomy places the organism in Eukaryota, Metazoa, Arthropoda, Insecta, Orthoptera, Gryllidae.